Cephus cinctus (wheat stem sawfly) is the source of this 3554-nucleotide messenger RNA. RefSeq names its product N-alpha-acetyltransferase 25, NatB auxiliary subunit (gene psidin). The transcript has 10 exons. Bases 867 to 3455 code for a protein of 862 amino acids. Gene Ontology annotation, biological process: N-terminal peptidyl-methionine acetylation. NCBI's taxonomy places the organism in Eukaryota, Metazoa, Arthropoda, Insecta, Hymenoptera, Cephidae. The record is from RefSeq and is a predicted model, not a curated record. Gene Ontology annotation, cellular component: cytoplasm; NatB complex. Gene Ontology annotation, molecular function: protein-N-terminal amino-acid acetyltransferase activity; protein binding.
AGAAAAUAAAUAAUAUCGGAGCUAAUUUAGUUGCAUUUAGAAAUAUCAUUGCGAUUAAAAAAUAUACAGGAAUUAUUACCGAAUCAUAUACAUGGCACUGUAUUCUAAGAACGAGCAGCGAAGCUCUAUCACAUGAAACAUGAUCACAUAAAGAAUUAUGAGCAAAUUUUAUUUUUUGUUUUUGCGAUAAGUAUGGUAUGCAACUAGCUACGCUCUAAGUAUACAAUAUAGCAACGUUAUUUAAUUAUUAAUUUGGGCAUAUAUGAUCAGAAUUUCUUUACAAGAGGGGAAUGCAAAAUUUUUAUGCACUCCAUUGUUGUAUGCUUCAUUAUUAUUGUUCUUAUUAUAUUUCUUUAUAUGACUUUACAAUCGGUUUUAUUAAUUAUUGAGAUCUUUAAUUUACUUGUUUGUCGAUGUAAAUUGGUAACAGAAUUAUCUCGAUAAUAAUUCUUAAAGAGAUUUUGUUGCAAUGGAAAUGAAAAGUCAAUUAUAAAAACUCUAGUGGCGACAAGUUAAAUCAAAAGUCUUGUUUGGCUUACGUCAUGUACGAGGUAAGAGGAAUGUCUACGAAUUCGAAAUAACAACAAAAGGUAUCAUGGCGUCUAAAACCCAUGUGGACAGCACGGUUAACGAACGUCGACUCCGCCCAAUUUAUGCUACCUGUUUUCCCGCCGGAUCAAACCGGCAGAGAGGUUAUGUAAUGCCGGGAUACCGUUCUCGCAGACUGGCUCGAUAAUGGAAACAAUAAGAAGGCCCUACAAGAGGCGGAUAAGGUACUCAGAAAGCAGCCAGGUAAUCAGUGUGCCAGGGUUCUCAAGGCCUUGGCUCUUCUUCGGCUUGGUAAAGAAGAUGAGUGCCAACUUAUCAUGGAUAAAGUUCGUGCUGAGGUGCCCUGCGAGGACUCUACUCUACAGGCUAUGAGCAUUUGCUACAGAGAGAUUCAUCAGCCUGAUAAAAUCAGUGAAGUGUAUGAAGCUGCAGCAAAGAUUGAUCCUACCAACGAAGAAUUGUUAACUCAUCUCUUCAUGUCGUAUGUGCGGCUUGGAGAUUUCAAGAAACAGCAGCAGACUGCCCUUGCCUUGUACAAGCUGAAACUGAAGAAUCCAUAUUACUUUUGGGCUGUUAUGAGCAUAGUAAUGCAGGCUUUAAAAGCUGAUGAGAAGCUUGCUAAAGGAAUUAUCCUUCCACUGGCCGAGAGAAUGGUGUUAAAAUUGGUCAACGAAGGAAAGAUGGAAGCAGAACAGGAACUACAACUGUACUUGAUGAUCUUGGAGUUGCAAGGAAAAGAUGAAGAAAUUUUGAAUGUACUCUCAGGACCUCUUGCUUCCCGCCUUUCCGCUGUACCUCAACGGAAAGCUAGCCUACUGUUACAAUUACAACGUUAUCCUGAGGCUUCGGCUGCUUUCAAAGAACUCAUUAAUCAAGAUAUCGAUAACUGGGCUUAUUAUCAAGAUUAUUUAAAAGCCUCACUAAAACAUCAAACACCUAAAGAAUGUUUAGACUUUUUAAAUGAAACUGCAGCAAGUACCCAGGGAACAAAAGCCAGAGCUCCUCAUCUAGCCAGAUUUGAGCUAUUGGUUCAGAUACAGGACUCUGAAGAAGCGCAAAAAUUACUUGAUCCUGUACAGUUAAUGCGUCAGUACUUUGCAAUGUUUGGUGAGAAGAGUUGUGUUGUUGGUGAUUUAAAAUUAUAUCUGAAUCUCCUUACAUCUCCUAGCAAGCUGAAUCUACUUCAACAGAUUAAUGAAGAUGUAGGCGUGAAGUCGGAUGAGUAUCCAAAGACUAUAGAACAGAUGCAGAGACACAUUCAUAUGAAGCAAUUGCAGCGCAUUUGUGGAUUACACCAUUGUCCCAUUGCUGAUAGAAAGGAAAGAGAAAAAUUAGCAGAAAGACUUCUUGACCUUUAUGAUGAAGGAAGUACUCUAAGUCCUUUCGAGGAUAGACUGCCUACUGAUUUUUGUCCUGCGGACCCUUAUGCUCUUCUGGCAUCCCAUCUGCUUCAUCAGCUUUAUUUUGAGAGUAACGAUGCAUCAUAUUUAUAUAGGGCAAUGGAAUUGUUGGAACGAUGUUUAUUGUCGAGUCCUGCUAAUUUUCAUUUAAAAAUUUUAUUGGUGCGAAUAUAUCUUGAAGUGGGUCUAAUUGGUGGAGCGGAUCAUGCAUUUACUUUAUUGGAUGCCAAGCAUAUUCAACUUGAUUCUUUGGGCUAUUUACAUACGCCUCUUCUUGCACCUCUUGGCCACUUGUCUCGAGCGUCUGCGACACUUGAUCAUGCUGCCAAAUUCUUCGUAGCCAAUUACAAAGAUAGUGCGGAUCAUUUAACAUUUGCCUACAAAUAUGGAAGUUUUGUCAAAAUUCAGGAAUUCGUCGAACUGAGGGAAAGACUAGAGAAUUCCUUUCAUUUCGCCAUGACAACCGUAGACAAGAUGUUACUCGAGCUCAGCUGGUGCGAUAGUCCAGGAAUGCUAUUUAAUACAUUAUCAACAAUGCGUAUACAGCCUCACGAGGAUUCCAUCAGAUGGGAUCUUUUGCGAGAUAAUCGUGACUUAGAGGUAAUCGUAGGAUGGGAACCGUUAUCAGAAAAGAAUGAGGAUUUGCGUAUGAAGGAAGAGACACGCGAAUGUAUGUUGCGUCUGCUUGCGGCGCGGAGUCUGAUAUUGCGUAUAAUAGCUGCUUGCGCGGAAUUCGACGCUUCGGCGCCGACGUCGCAGUCAGAUUCGACAUCGCCGCCGUUACUCGCGCGUUUGUCUGCGCAGUUGAAGCAAUUGGCAACUGAAGAAAUACCAGCGACUUUACGCAAAUUUGAAGACCCGGAGAAGUCUGGAGUUAUCAACUACAAGGCCUCCAGUGUCCUGGUACCAAUGGACGCGCUGGCGCGCUUACGCGAGGCAUAUGAAUCCGAGCAAUUAAUAACAGUUGUCCAAUUAGCUGAUUCGCUUACGCAAUGUUCAUAUCCGGAUGUUAAAUGCCUCGAAGCUCUUCGUUCAUCGGCAUCUUUGCAAACCUUACACCUGCCUGAGUUCGAUUCGCCUGUUUCUUAUAAACCAUUUUUACUGAGAGCAACGACAUGCGGCGAGACUUUAGCAUUUUUGGCUGCCAUGUGCAGCGCGUGUGCGACGCAGAUGCAGCCGCGUAUGUCUAAUAAGAAGAACAGAAAGAAAUUGGCUGGCAAGGAAAAUUCAUCCUUACCAUCCUUAUCUUCAAUUUCUGACCAUCUUCAGAGUUGGACGGACGUUGGCACGUUUCUUGCUGAGAAAGCGAAAAACUUGGAAACGGCUCUGUCCGGAUUAGAGAAUCUUCGAUUGCAGACUGGUAUAAAAUCAGAUGCGGAUACGAAGAAGGUUACUGCAACUGCAAUAGUCUCUGACCGUGGAGAAGCAAGCAUAGUUCAAAGCUGCCUAGUGUUGACUUCGCGUGAACAACUCACUCUUAAACUUAUAAACAGCCUAAGAAGCUGAAAAAUCUAGGUCUCAGUUCCCUGUAAAAAGAAGGCCAUCCAUCCAUCUACUCGCUUCCUUAUACGGCGAACACGAUCGUUUAUCGUUUGUGUACAUAAC